UAGUUGUUUUAAAAUUCAAAAUAUAACAUAUAAGAAAAAAUCUAAUUUUUUAUUAUAUGGUUAAUGUGAUUGUUUAAUAUAUUUUAAUAAUAUAAAUUUAAAAAAGAGGUAAGAUAAAAAAAAUUAUUAUCAAAUAUUUUUUAUUCAUAAUUAUUAAUUAUCAUAUAUACGUUAAUCAUAUUAGGUAAUUCUAUAGCUUUUAUUUAAGAAAAGUGCGAGAAUAUACUUUUGUACACUAAUAAUCAAUUUGAUUGUUAGUUUAAUAAAAAGUAUAAUAUAUUUAAAGAUGGACUAACCUAUUCUUCUAAGAAUUCUAAAUUUCAUUCAUAUGGUGACAUGUGGCUACAAAAAAAAUGAUUUAAUGUUUCUCCAUUAAUAUAUAAGUGAUAUUAUUUGACAAUAGGAAGAUACAAAACUGUUAUAGGUGGGCACUUAAAAUUAUUAGCUGGAUAAACCUUUUCAUGUUCAGCUAAGAAUAAUAAUAUUAGUUGUCUGGAUUAUUGUAUUUAAAUUAUUUUAUGUAUUAGGCUAAACAUAAUAUUAGCUUCCUAAUAAUUUGCAACAACAUAUAAUUUAAAGAAUAUUUAGCCGGAUAAGAAUUUGUAAGUAAAACUAAUUAUUUUAUUAGCUGUCAUUUGAAAUGGUACAAAUUUAAAAAACAUUUUUAUAUGUUACUAUAUAUGUAAACAAUCUAACAAUGUCACAAAUAUGCUAACAAUCCCACAAUACUAUUCACAGAUACAUGAACAUCUAAAUGGUUAGAUGUUAUUAAUAUUUCUAAUAGUUUGUAAUAACAUAAUUAUCCAGCGUUAAGGAAAAAAUAUUUUUGAAAUAGAAUUACUACGGUGGAACCAACGGUUGAAGUAUUAAAUGUUCAAUUAAAAUGAAAUAAAGUUUGCAUAGAAAUAUAAUUAUUAUUAUUCACAAAAUAUGGAAAGCAUUAAUUACCAUAAAUAUAGGAAAUAUUUGGUUGUUUGUUUAAAUCAAUAAUAUAUGUUAAAAUUAAAUGCAAGUGGCAUGCCAUUGGAAAUAAAUUGAAAAAGCAAGGAUUGAAUACUAUUACGGAUUAUGCUUUAAUAGUAUAGAUUAAAGCAAAAUCCCUAUUAGGAUUAUCCCUUAAUUUUUCCAUAUAAUUACAAUGUCAUGCCACUGGAUUUUUUAAAAAUAAAAUAAAUAAAUAAAAGAGAAAUUGCUAUGGCCAAAUAAUUUAAUUCGAGAUACACAUUAUUGCUAUAUCCGAUUUGUUAAGAUGCUAUAUACAUUAACUAACUAAAUCUUUUUAUUAUUCUAUAGAUAUCUUCUCACUGUUAUUAGACCAAGCCAAAACAUUAGAGGUGGAUGUUCGGGUAUCCAUUCGAAUUUAAUCAGGAUCUAUUUGGGUAUUGGGUUUUACGGGGUUAAAGAUUUCAAUUUUAUUAGGAUAUUUACAAAUUUUGGGCUUUUGAUGUUUGCAAGUUCAAGUAACCCAUUUAAAUUAUUUUAAAAAAUUAAAAUUCAUAUAUACUUUAAUUUUUUCAAAAUAUAAAAAUAAUAUAAUAUAUUACAUAUAAGUUUGAAUAAUAUAUGCUAAAAUACAUAUAACUUAACAUUUAAAUUGGUUUGGUAAGAAUAUUUGAAUAGGAAGUCAAUAGAUAUUUCAAAUAUUUUUAGUGUUUUGAGUAUUGUUUAGCUAUUUUAGAUAUUUAAUUUUGGAAAAUUUCAAAAUAUCAUAUAUAUUUUGGAUACUUUUUAAUAUAUUAAAUCUAAAAAUGAUCAAUAUAUUUAAGUAUAUAAAUCUAUUUUGGAUACAUUCGGGUACCCGAAAUACUUCAGUUUGGAUCAGGUUUGUUUUCGGUUCUCUAGAUACACAUUUUUUUUAACUCAUUCGGAUAUUUAACCAAUUUUGUUUUGGUACUAAUUUUUCGGAUCGGAUUCGAUUGUAUUCUUCAAAUUCGAGUUUCAUUUGUCCAGCCCUAACCAAAAUAGUCAAACUGAAAUCAAAUCUAAAUUCAUAAAUAGCCGAACGAUACCUAUAUUUUGGAUUGAAAAACCACAAAAUUAACUACAACUAAACAAAAAAGUAACAAAUAUAAUUAAACCAAAAAUAUUUCCGAGCUUUUAAAGCGCGAUUCAAAAUCUAGUUAUACUUUAUUACUAUUACUAGGUAGUAAUCCGCGCUUUGCGCAUGAUGAGAUUAUUAAAAAAAAUUUAAGAUAAAAAAUAUUAGUUAUGUUUAAUCUGGUUAUCUGUUCGGUUUUACAUUUUUCCAGUUUUUAGUUCCUAAAAUAUAAUUACCAUUCUAAAUUCAUAUUUAUUUUGUUUUGUUCGGUUAAGUUUUUCAUUUUUUUGGUGAUUAAACCAAAAUUAUUAUUAUUUGUUUGGUUUCAUGUUACAUGCAUUUUAGACUGUUUUGAUGUCGAACCAAUGGUUUCAUUUUACAAUCUUUUAAACGAAUGCAAAUCUAUAUUAUAAUAGUUGAGGAAAAAUAACAUCUAAUAUUAUUUGUGUUGUUUGUAUAAACAAUGUUGGUGACAUUUUAAAAUUAUAUAUUUUAUAUAAGAUAAUCCAAUAUUAUUUGUGUUGUUUGAACUUUCAUAUAUGCUAAACAUAAUAUAAAAAGUUCUAUAUUUAUACUCAUAGAAAUUUGUUUUUAGUAAGUUUAAUAAUAUAAAUUUUAUUAAUAGUAGUUUUUAUAUAAUUUAUAUUUAAUAGUUAUUUUUAUUUUAUUUAAUUUUUUAUUCCCUAAAUCUAAUAUAAUUUAUACAGUAAAACAAUUUGAUUUUUUAAUGGAUAUUGAGAUUUCUAUCUUUUUAUUUCUAUGUUAUUGUUUUAAAAAAAAAGAUAUUAAGAAAAUACACAAACUAAUUUUAAUAAAAUGGGUUGUUGUAGGUUUCAAAUCCAGCAUACAUUAAUUAAAAAAUGGACAGUGUAUUAAUGAAUCAUUGAGUGAAAAGUUGAUGAGAAUUUUGGAACAGCCUUGGGAAAGAAAUGAAUCAAACUGAUUCAUCAGAUCUUUUUUGACAGAAGCGUUAAUCUUAACACACUGCAAAAUAUAAAAAGAAAUUUGAAACUUAGACUCUAAACUUAAGCAUACAAAUUUUUUGUAAAAGUCAUAAAAAUAAGUACGUUUUGCGUGUGAAAGUUGAGGAAUGGAGAGUUAAGCGAUGAGACACUGAAGAAUGGAUGAGAUAUCGUCAACUACCUCCAGAGCUUCAAGAACAUGUCUGUAGAUUCGUUCAAUACAUAUGGCUUGCAUCCAGAGGUGUAGAUGAAGAAUCCGUCUUUACCUACAGAUUUACGCCAAGAGAUCCAACACAAUCUCUGUCUUUACCUACAGAUUUAUGCUGAGAGAUCCAACGCCAUUUCUGUCUCGCUCUUGUCUGACGAGAACAUACAUCAACUAUCUUCUCACAAGAUUUGAUUGUUUUUCAUUUUAUAAAAUCACAAUGUUUUCCUAAGUACAUGUUUUGUUCUUCUCUCAAAUGAAUGACCAACUUCUUGGCGCUAUAUGCGGAUGCCUUGUCUCAUUUUUAAGCACGGCAUGGACCUACUUAUUCUGCGAAAGUGAUCCGGUGGAUGAGAUGCUCAAGUUUCUCUGCUCCGCUUUUCACCUUCAAGAUGAAAAGUUUUUUUGUUUUACUAUUUUUUAAACUUUCUAAGAUGCUCAAGUUUCAAGAUGAAAAGUUAUUUUUGCUUUACUCUUGACAAUUAUCGGCAUGAGCUGAAUCACAAAAACCGUGUAUGUGAUUAAUUGAAUCAAAAUAGGAAAGUUUUUGUCGCCAUUUUGUUAAGAGCUCUAUCAAGCCGACAUGUCGUCAGCGUCGUGAUUUUCAAAUGACUAUGAAAAUGUCAUGUGACCAAGAUAAUGUGAACUCAUUAAAAUUAAUGUUUCUUUUUUAAUAUACGGGGAUAUUUAAGAAUAAAAGUAUAGAACAUUGGACUUCAUUUUGAAUGUACGGAUAAUAGUGGAAAACACAGACGCGGCUAACCGAGAGGGCAAAGAGCCACUUCUUUCGUUAAAUAUUUGACUUUGGAGUCCAAACACACAUUCCAAGGAACAUUUAUUACUGGAUUUGUUAACCUAAAUUGUUUGUAUAUUUUAUGCGAAGGUUCUUGUAUACUCUUUACCGUCGUUAUAUUGUUGCACUAAUAGGUUCUUUUGGUAAUAGCAUGGGACAAAUCUCAGACCAAAAACCCACCGCUUAAUGAAAGAUCCUUUUAGCUGGGCACAGAACAAAUAAGACAAUAAAAGUGACUGUAGACAACGCACUACUAGUCAAAACACAACUGCUUGAAUACAAACAAAAGUGCAAAGACAUCAAACUUUAUCUUUCUUCCUUUCGACAGCUAUAAAACUUUAUCUGAACAGCACUUUAUCUUUACGUAACUAUCCCGUUCUACCGCACAUAUACAGUAUAUUCUGGUCUCUCGGUGGACUUAAUUGACUUAUAUAUGGGGGGCAGCCACUGUCCCCUGCCCAUACCUAAUCACUACUCUGUUCUUCACGCUGAUCAAAUCUACAUCUUCUGUUUCCAUCACUUUCUCUUUUAUGUACUAAAUCAGAGAAACGAUGAAUAAUACGAGAUCGGCUAGUCCUUCAGUUUCUCCAGCAACUCCAGAUCUAUUAGACAACCAUCGUCAAUCGAGUUGUGGAGAGUUCUCACGAUUAGAGAAACGAAUGGGACCGAGGAACAUGACGUUUCACUCCAAGUCUAUGCCUAGAGGAUCCAUGUUUCUUGACCAAGAAGCUUUUAGGAGCUCCCACGACAAGAGGUAUGACCUAUUCAGGACCAUGUCAGGGAAGCUCGAACGUCAGAUAUCGAAUUUACGUGGGAAACCCAUUGACAGCUCGUUGCAGGAGGAGGAUAAAGAGAUCACUGAAUCUCUAACCGCUGAUAGAUUCUUUGAAGCUCUUCAAGGUCCUGAACUUGAAACUCUCAAGGAGAAGGAGAAGAUAGUUUUGCCUGAGGACAAAACGUGGCCGUUUCUUCUACGCUUUCCAAUCACAUCGUACGGGAUGUGCCUUGGUGUAAGUAGUCAAGCGAUCAUGUGGAAGACCUUAGCAACCACAAACGCUGAGAGAUUCUUGCACUUGACGCAAGUGGUCAACCACGUGCUUUGGUGGAUUUCUCUCGUCCUCCUCCUCGCCGUCUCCAUUACUUACCUCUUCAAAACCAUCUUCUUCUUCCAGGCGGUUCGCAGAGAGUUCAAGCAUCCAAUCAGAGUCAACUUCUUCUUCGCUCCUCUCAUAUCAGUCCUCUUCAUAGCACUUGGAAUCCCACAUUCUAUCACCUCGAAUCUUCCCUCUAUGCUUUGGUACUUCUUGAUGGCUCCGGUCUUAUUUCUUGAAAUGAAGAUUUACGGACAGUGGAUGUCUGGUGGACAAAGACGCCUCUCCAAAGUUGCUAAUCCUACGAAUCACCUUGCCAUUAUUGGAAACUUCGCCGGAGCACUUCUUGGAGCAUCGAUGGGGUUGGAAGAAGGACCGAUGUUCUUCUUUGCCGUUGGUUUGGCUUAUUAUUUGGUCUUGUUUGUGACUCUCUAUCAGAGACUUCCCACCAACGAAACAUUACCUAAAGAGCUCCACCCUGUCUUUUUCCUCUUUGUUGCUGCACCGGCUGUCGCUUCCAUGGCUUGGACACAGCUUUGUGGCUCUUUCGAUCUUGGUUCCCGCUUUUACUACUUCAUUUCCUUGUUCUUGUACUUCUCUCUGGUUGUGCGGAUCAACUUUUUCCGUGGAUUCAAAUUCUCGCUAGCUUGGUGGGCUUACACGUUUCCUAUGACGGCUGUGGCCACUGCGACGAUAAAAUACUCAGGGGAAGUCACCGGAGUAGCAACUCAGGUCUUGUCGAUUGUGAUGUCUGGAGCAGCAACUCUGAUGGUGAUAGGUGUCCUUGUAUUGACGGUGGUGCACGCUUUUGUGAAAUGUGAUCUCUUCCCUAAUGACGUUGCCAUUGCAAUAAGUGCUGAGCAACCGAAGCAGAAGAAAUGGUUCAAGCAGCUCAAAAAUGGAAGUUUUGGACUUAAGGUUUCGGACAAAGAAGAUAAUCAAAUAGAUGUGGAAGCCCCUCCUUUAUUAAAUGCACACACGGUUUAGUUAACCAUAUCAUCUAGCUUAGCGGUAGAAAACAAAAUAUAAUAAAGCAGAAGGCAGCAACUAAGAAAAACUCUCUAGGGAGGGAGGAUACUGGAUUACUGGUUGCAACUCCUCAAAUUUAGGCACGAGUGUUUUACAACUACUAUUUUUGUCACGUCUUUGACAUGAGUAUAAGAAAACACCACUACAGCCGCUAGAUCUAUUUCCUCAAACUCAAUCCCUUGCUUAAAAACUAAUGUUAUCAUCAGAGGUAGACGAAUCCAUGUUCUUAUUCAUCUCGUUUGUAUUUUUAUUUACAUAUCAUCAGUUUGUGGUAUCUUUGUAACUAA
This is a messenger RNA of Brassica rapa (field mustard), 6405 nucleotides long. RefSeq names its product S-type anion channel SLAH2. The record is from RefSeq and is a predicted model, not a curated record. Lineage: Eukaryota; Viridiplantae; Streptophyta; Magnoliopsida; Brassicales; Brassicaceae. Gene Ontology annotation, molecular function: voltage-gated monoatomic anion channel activity. Gene Ontology annotation, cellular component: membrane. Gene Ontology annotation, biological process: intracellular monoatomic ion homeostasis; transmembrane transport.